AUUGGCCAUUCCCCUAGCUGACUGGCAAACGUGCUCCCCUCUCUUUUCAUUAUUCAUUAUCAAUUGGAUGUAAAAAAUAGCAAAAGAAAACAAAGACGCAAGAUGAGCGAUCUGGAGGACAUGGACAGCGAGCGCUUGAAUGAGCUGGAGUCCAUUCUGUACGCGUCCAUCCAUUACAGCGAUGAAACGGGUGCUGGUGCUGGUGAAAUCACACCUUCUGCGGCCGAUCAGCGAGCAGCCGUGGAUGCCCAGCACAUGCCACCACCGCCACAGUCCCAGCGCAUUGUCACCGAGAAGCGUGUCAUCAAUAAUGCAGUGGCCAAACCACGCUACUGGGCGGAGGAUAAGACAAAAACUCCAAAUGUAUCCGCAGCUGCCGAAGUCCCCUCCAGUUCCAUUUCAACUGCAACGCCCCAGGCGGCAGACAAGCCAAAUGGCAAGCGCCCAUCACUGCCAAACCGCAAGGAGACGCCAGCACAGCCGAAGCAACCGCAGCAGCAAAAGGACAAACCGAAGCAGCAGCAACCAAAGCAGAAGGAGCAACCAUCACCAAAGCCACAGCCCAGAGCGGAACAGCGAGACACCAAAUGGAAGAGCUCGCCAAAGCCACAAGCAAAAGCAGAACAAAAGCCACAAGCGCCACAGAAACCUCAACCAAAACCACAGCAACAGGCGGAUGAUGAACCCGAACGCUUUGACCAAAAACUGCUCGUGGCCAUACCCUCCAACUGGCCGCCCAAGAAGCAAAAGGCCAAGCAGCAGCAGCAGGUCAAACCCGAACCGGGACCCUUCAGCAAGGCCAAUCGCAAGCUGCUGCAAAUGGAGCGUCUGGCGGCGAAGAAGCAAAAGUCCAAGCAGGCGCUGGCCAACAAGAAGCAGCGCAAGCCCACGGAGCCCGUGGCAUUUGUGGACUUGGGCGAAACAUCCAACGAGGAGGAGGACGAUGAUGAUGUGAUACUCGUGCCACUGCCACCGGUGCCGGUGAUCGAUCUGGACACCAGCGACACGGAGCAGAACAGCAUAGCGGAUCAGUAUCACGAGGAGAAUGCCAUGGAUGCGGCCGAUGUGGAGUUGAGCAUCUCCUGCAUCACCCAACCGGAGGCGGGAGCUGCGCUGAUGACGCCGCCGCUGUACUCGCCCUGCAACUCGGUCAUGUCCACCGAUGAUUUUAUUGUGCAGAAGGACACGAGUCGCCUGCUGGAAGACCGCGCUCGAGCCACAGACGAGGAUCUGCUGGUGCUGACGGAGAAUGCCAUCAGAGAGGCUGCCGGCCAGCAGGAUGUCGACAUGGAGCAGCAGCAGGAGCAGCCAGAGGCAGAUGUCGACGUUGAUGUGGAGGCCCCUCCGCAGGCUGAUCAAGCGGCUGAAACCUCCUCCGAGUACGAGUUUGUGCCGCCCUCGCGGCUGGAGGAGAUCAAGCAGAAUUAUCGCGUGGAUGAUCAUCAGCAGUUCCGGGCGCUGGAUGUCUACGAAAGCGAAUCGGAUCUCACCGAGAGCGGCAUCUACUCGAAGGCCAAGGCAAAGGCCACGCCCACCAUCAUACGCAGCGUGGAGUCGCCCUCGGAUAGCUCCGAUGUGGAGGAGGUCAUCGAGCCGAAUGUGAACAAAAUGAAGCGUCUGCGCAAGCGUCGCUCCUCGAGCACAAACCAAAGCCAGUCGGAGCCCAACAAUGACGAGGAUGAGGACGACACGGACAGCGAGGAUGGUGUGCAGCCGACAGGAGUGCCCGGCAUUGCCCGCGGCAUGGCUGUGGAGCGUUGCAAGCGCAAGAUACGACGCGUCAGCGCGCGCCGCAACUCGGAGGAAAUACAGAGGAGAGCUAAUCUUAAGGCCAUACAAGAGUCUAGCUCGAAUUCCGCCUCGGAGGAUGAGCUGCCCAGUGCGCGUGCAAUUGCCGAGCGUCUGCUGCAGCAGGAGCAGGCCAAGGAGCGGGCAGAGAGACAGGCUGAGGUGCAGCAGCUGCGCGAGGCACAGGCGGAUGAGCAGCUGGAAACUCUGUCCGUUGGCAGCGAUGCAGACUCCCAAAAUGAGGCAGAGUUCAACAAUGCCGUCAACGAUCGCGUGCUGGCCAUCUUCGAGCGCGUUGAUGCUGGCACAGCCCCUCAAGCGGAGGAGGCAGACACCACCAUGCCAGCGGAGGAGCAGCAGCACGAAGAGGAGGAGCAGCAGCAGCAGCAGCAAGACGAAGAGGAGCAGGAGCUGGAGUUUGAGAUCGACAUAGGAGAAACGAUUAAAGUGGAGCACAACAUCGCGCAGCUGACAGACGAGCCUGCGCUGACGGGCGGGCAGCUGGUUGGCUGGAAUGAGGAGAUGUGUUGCUUCUACAACGACAGCUGGCAGGGCGAGCACUUCAAUGUGCACAGGAUCCAGAGAGCGAUGAGUGCACGUCGCCAGGAGUGGCGAAUCCUCAACGAGGAUCGCUACCCCGUGGUGCGUCAUCGCUCGCGCGCCAAGUGCACCAAUUGCGCCGAAAUGGGUCACAUGCGCUCCAAGUGUCCGCGGCCACGCAAGCCGCUCGUCUGUCACAUGUGCGGCCAGGCGGGACAUGCCGAGCCACGCUGCCCCAAUGCCAUUUGUUUGGGUUGCGGCGCCAAGCAGGCGAUCUAUGUGCAGCAGUGCAACAAGUGCUCCUUCCACAGCCGCCUCAUCUGUCAGCUGUGCAAGAUGCGUGGCCAUGGCAUGGACCAUUGCCCGGACAAGUGGCGGCGCUAUCACUCAACGAUCCGCUCGAAUGUGCCGCUGCAGAGCCAUGUCAAGUACAACGCAAAGAUGUGCAGCUAUUGCGCGGGACGUGGCCAUCUCUUUGAGAACUGCCGCCAGCGCAUUGGCGAGUUUCGCAAUCAAACCUACACCUCGCACAUUGUGUCGCACCAGAAGACCUACAAGGAUCGCAGCGGAGAUCUCGGCUAUUUGGGUGAUCUGACAUCGUUCUUUGCCAACGAAACGCCCUUUAGCUUUGUGUGGAGCGAUCCGAAUAUACCCAAGAACAGCUACUAUGCGAGGUUCCUCACUCAAGCCAAUCUCGCCAGGCCACAGAGCACCAAACGCAAGGCUACAGCCACUGCCAACACGGAAGAGGUUCAGGCUAAAGUUUAUACACAUGAUUAUGUGCCCAAUGCACAGGCGAAGGCAGCUCGUGGAACACAGCAAAUAGUUGCCGCUGUGGAAACUGUGACACAGGAGAAGGAGCCUGCAGCAGAGGAGGUGCCAGAGCCAGAGCCAGAGCGGGCCACGGAGCCAGAGCGAGUGCCCGAACCGAAGCAGGUUCCCGAAUCGAAACAGGUUCCACAACCUGAGCGUGUACCCGAACCGCAGCCAGUUCCCGAACCGCAGCAAGUUCCUGAACCGCAGCAAGUUCCCGAACCGCAGCCAGUGGUGGCCCCAGAGCCGGAGGAGGCGCCAAAUGAAGACGAGCAAACCAUGGAAGAAGCGCAACCAGUUGCAAUACAGCGCGAGGAGAUCUCCACCAGUUUCGACUCACAGCCAGAGGAAGCUGCCAAACCGAUGGCCAGCACCAGCCGACACUCUGUGGGCGCCCAUGAGCUGGACUCGGACUCGAAUUACAGCUUCUCCGAGCACUUUGAGCUGCCCACGUCGACGACGAGCGAGGAGCAGGACAUGCCCAUAGAGAAGACGCGCAAAAAUACCCGACCAAUGGGACCAAUGCCCGAUAUUAUACCCCUGUCUGGAGGAGGCAAUGACGAUGAGUUCAACAUCUCCUCCAACAGCCAAGGCAUCUCGAUGUGUGUCAACAGCCGGCACAUGGAGCGGUUGGGUGACAGUGGGGAGGACACUGAGCUGCAGGAUGUGCCCUGCGAGGGCAAGAUUAUAAUGGCGCGCGAUCUGUCCGAGUACUUGUUCAGUCCAGAGGGCUGGAAGUUCCUUGAGGCGACCUCCAAGCAAUGCCAGGUGACUGUGCGCAUGGAUCUGAUGACCUAUGGCUAUGUUCUGGUCAUCUACGGCCUGAAGGAGCAUCAGGAGGAUCUACAGCUGAAGCUGCUGCAUCGCCAUCAGGAGGUGAAGCGCAAGAGCGUUGAGUUCCAGUCCCAAAAGCCACCGAAACGCGUCGAUGUGCUCAUUCGCUUCCUCAGGGACGGCAUCAUCAGCCUCAACAGUCACCUGGGCAAUGCCAAGGCCCUGUACAGAACCAUCAAGCAGCAGGAGAAUUUGAACACCAAGAACGGCUUCAAGUGUGCGGAGAAGAAGCGGCGCCAACUCAACAUGAUUCUGGUGGGGCAGGCGGGCUUGCUGAAUGGCGGCACGCACUUGGACCAGCUGCUGGUGCUUCUGCAGACGCUACUCAAAGAUUUCUCGCCCGACGACAACGCCUCGCCGGCACUGCGCACCGAAAUCGAAGACCAUUGGCGCAUGAUCUUCACCGCUUAUCCGCAUCCCAAGUACGAGGAGCUGCUGGAGACUUAUGUCCAUUUGGAGAAGAAGAAUCGUCUGCACACGUUGAACAUUGAUCCGGCGCUCUUGGGACUGCCGCCGCUGCAGCUGGGUAGGGGCCAGCAGCAGGCGCCACAGACAAGCAACAAGCGGGCUGCCUCGCCGACUCCACUGCCACCAGCCUGGCAGCAUAUGGCACCGCCACCGCCGCCCAAGCAGCAGACGAAGCAACAGCAGCAGCAACAGCGUGCAGGCGGAGCAGGACAGGCACAAAAGCAGCAGCGUGCAGGCGCGGCACAGACCCAACAGCAGCAAAGGCAGGCAGCAGGAAGAUCCCCACAACAGCAGCAGCGUCCAGGAGCAGGGCAGCCCCAAAAGCAGCAACGUACAGCUGCAGGGCAGCCACAGCAACGUCCAGGAGCAGGCCAACAGCAGCAACAACCCAAACGUGGCCAGGCCAUACAGAUGCCCUUCAACAAUCCCCAGCAACGUGCGCGGGCCGAUCUACAGCUGCGCAAUCCCGAGCAUCCAUUCGCGCGACUCCUUGGCGAGGUGAAGCCCAACGCGCGCGUCUUGGAUGCCAACAAGCCGUCGGUCUUUUGGUCGCGCGAGUCGCUGCGGUACAUCGAUGAGCUGUUCAAGAUAACGACCCGCCCGGACAUGCUGGAGCGACUGAAGCGCGUGCUGCAGCGAUCGCAGCAGGGCGAGCUGUCGCACAACGACUACCGCUCUGUGAUCGAACUGCAUUUGCUGUUGGUGAAUCAAUGAGUGCUGAGACUCAUUGUGGGGGGAUCUUUGAUAAGGGGAAGUGGAUGGGUAUCGCAUCUGCAAGAUAUAAUUACCCAGCGAGCAGAAUUAACCGAAUGAAUAAAUAAUUGACUAACUGAUAA
This is a messenger RNA of Drosophila subobscura, 5279 nucleotides long. RefSeq lists its product as uncharacterized. Bases 103 to 5157 code for a protein of 1684 amino acids. The transcript is spliced from 7 exons. Gene Ontology annotation, molecular function: zinc ion binding; nucleic acid binding. The record is from RefSeq and is a predicted model, not a curated record. Lineage: Eukaryota; Metazoa; Arthropoda; Insecta; Diptera; Drosophilidae.